AUGAGGCGGUUCAGCCAGAAAGUUCUCUCGCGAGGCAAGGACCCGAACAAGUCUUCCAAGAAGAAUAAGGACUCCAAGGACGGCGCAUCCUCGCCGCAAACCGCCGGUUCCUCGAGGGACGGCUCUAACCAGAGUCCCGUCCUCACCCCGUCGUCAUCGAGCUCGACCCUGAAUGACAUCCGCAACAAGCCUCUCCCGCCCAACAAUGCAAGCCCACAUAGUACAGAGGGCGCAUCCCCUUCCGGUCAGCCACCGAUGACCCAAAACCAAGGAGGCAGUGAUAGGUUCGGGCUAAUGGGAGGAUCAUCGCCAGCGUCGAACGGUGGAAGUACGCCUGUCCGGCACGGACAACUGCCGCCUACCGUAAUAAUCAGCCCGAGCGGCGCGCCGCACGUACCCCCACCUGGUGCCGCCGAAACGAUGCCUCAUGAUCUUGCUCCCCCCAAAGCUGGACAAAAGUCUCUCAUGUUCGACCGACUCCAACAGACCCCUAAAGAUGUACCGGAGGGCCUGCGGACGCCCAAGCGACAGCAUUCGUCUCGUUUUGACAUCUCGGCACAUCGCGAGCUGGAAAAGCUCCCCGGUUUCCACGAGGUGCCCCCGCAGCGCAGACAAGAUCUCUUUAUGCAAAAGAUCGACCAAUGCAAUGUCAUUUUUGACUUCAACGACGCUGCUGGCGAUAUCAAGCCCAAGGAGAUCAAGCGCCUUGCGCUGCACGAACUACUCGAUUACGUAGCGAACAACCGACAAGUCAUCACAGAGCCGAUGUAUCCCAAGGUCGUCGAAAUGUUUGCCAAGAAUCUUUUCCGUCAGAUUCCUCCGCCGAUCAAUCCCCAGGGUGAAGCGUUCGACCCGGAAGAAGACGAGCCCGUACUCGAGCCUGCAUGGCCGCACAUUCAGGUCGUGUACGAAUUCUUCCUAAGGUUCAUCGAAAGCCAAGAUUUCAACACCAACAUCGCAAAGGCCUACAUCGAUCACAGUUUUGUGCUGCAGCUUCUCGAACUUUUCGACUCGGAGGAUCCUCGCGAACGUGACUUUUUGAAGACAACGCUGCAUAGGAUCUACGGCAAGUUCCUCAACCUGAGAAGCUUCAUUCGAAGAUCUAUCAACAACGUCUUCUUCCAAUUCACCUAUGAGACGGAGAGGUUCAAUGGUAUUGCAGAACUUCUUGAGAUUCUCGGAUCUAUUAUCAACGGAUUCGCGCUUCCUUUGAAGGAGGAGCACAAGCUUUUCCUAACGAGGGUACUGAUACCCCUACACAAGGUGAAAAGCUUGAGCAUGUACCACCCGCAGCUGGCCUAUUGCAUUGUUCAAUUCCUGGAGAAAGAUGCUUCUCUUACAGAAGAGGUGGUGCUUGGCUUGCUGCGAUACUGGCCCAAGGUCAAUAGUACAAAGGAAGUCAUGUUCCUCAACGAGGUUGAGGACAUUUUCGAGGUGAUGGACCCUGCAGAGUUUGCAAAAGUUCAGGAGCCCCUCUUCCAUCAGCUAGCAAAGUCGGUGGCCAGCCCGCACUUUCAAGUUGCGGAGAGGGCACUGUACUUCUGGAACAACGAAUACUUUUGCAACCUCGUCAGUGACAAUGUUGAGAUCAUUCUGCCAAUCAUGUUUGCUCCUUUGUAUGAGAAUUCUAAGGGGCACUGGAACAGGACCAUUCAUGGCAUGGUUUACAACGCCAUGAAGCUAUUCAUGGAGAUAAAUCCUCAGCUCUUCGACGACUGCUCUCAUGAGUACACUGAACAGCAGAACAGUGCGGCAGCUAGGGAGGCCAUGCGUGAGCGGAAGUGGGCAGCAAUCGCAGAACAGGCCAACAAGAGAAAGGCAAACGGCUCCGGCGAGCCAUCUGGCCCUCCUACCAGACUUACCCAGAACCCGAUGCCUAGACUAGACGAGGUUGAUCACUCGGACGAUAACCAAAAGCGGCUAGACUCUUUGAAGUUACAGGAUGGUGAACGUCGGCGCCCAGGCAUGCAUGACAGACAGAGCUCUGUGGGCUCGAAUCGGAGUCAGCGAUGA
Pyricularia pennisetigena is the source of this 2013-nucleotide messenger RNA. RefSeq lists its product as uncharacterized. Gene Ontology annotation, biological process: signal transduction. The transcript has 5 exons. Gene Ontology annotation, molecular function: protein phosphatase regulator activity. Gene Ontology annotation, cellular component: protein phosphatase type 2A complex. The record is from RefSeq and is a predicted model, not a curated record. The coding region runs from base 1 to 2013 and encodes 670 amino acids. NCBI's taxonomy places the organism in Eukaryota, Fungi, Ascomycota, Sordariomycetes, Magnaporthales, Pyriculariaceae.